Raphanus sativus (radish) is the source of this 1094-nucleotide messenger RNA. RefSeq lists its product as uncharacterized. The coding region runs from base 169 to 843 and encodes 224 amino acids. The record is from RefSeq and is a predicted model, not a curated record. The transcript is spliced from 8 exons. Lineage: Eukaryota; Viridiplantae; Streptophyta; Magnoliopsida; Brassicales; Brassicaceae.
UUUAGUUCACCAAGCGAAACCCCUAAGGACUGUUAAUCCUUCUCUGCACCGCCGGAAUUAGCUUUCUCCGGCGUCUCCCUGACUUCCUCCGAGCUUUGUCAGCCACCACCACUCCACACGUCUCGUAGGCUCCUUCAAAAACCGAACUCUGAAUUCAAGACGAGAGAGAUGGAAGUGAGAAGCGAGCUGAAGCAGAAACUUUAUGAGAUCUUCAAAGAGUUUAUGACCGGGAUCACAAAGCUUGAGGAACUAGAUAAUGCUGCAAACACCUUUCUUCUACGCUUUCAGCAAGGACUCUGCUUGCUCAAACGCUCUCCAAUACUCGCUUCCUCCAAGUUGAUCGAAAACAUUCUCAAGAACAAUGAAACAAGACGGCUUAAAUCAUACCUAGAAGCAGGCUGUAUCAACAUCGAUGCUGCUGCACAGAGCACACGAGCUUUGCAUAUAUCUCUAAAAGGACUUUCUGACCACCUAGUCAAAGCUCAGAGCUUGUUAUCUGAGCUGGAGCGUCUCACCGAUGAGGCAGCCCUUGCGAUUGAGACUGCAACAAACCUUUCCGCACAGCUAGAUGAAGAAUCAAGUGAUGAAUUACAACAGAUAGCCAGUGAUGAAGAGAAAGAGACUGUAACUUUUACUCAAGAACCUGAAGUUACGGAGUACGCUACAGUUAUUGCAGUGGUUUACAGUAUGGUAAAACAGAACUAUGUUAUGCAGGAAAAGAUUGUGAGAGGGCUUAGUUUGAAGACAUCAUUUGAUGAACUAGGUACUUACACUAUGAUGUGGUCAUUGCGUCCGUUUGUAGAAGACGAGAUUGUAAACAGAGCAUGGAAAUGUAUCUACUGAGACACAAAGAUGAUAUGAAAGAGUUAGCAGAGAGUAGUUAAAACAAGGGUGGGAACCAUAAAGAUUGCAACAAGAGAUCCUUUGAUGACUCUUAAGCUUCAUGUAUGUUUCUCAAAUGUUUUGUUUUUCAUUAGGUCAUAAACAUGUAAUACUUGUUUUUGCCUGCAAACUAAGGCUACACAUGUUGGUCAAUUAAAAGUUGUUUCAACACAAGACAUCUGGCCCAUAAUGAAUUAAUUGGAGUGAAAUCU